AUGUUAAAGUUAACAAAGAGGAAUCACUUUGAUGCGUUCUCUACUCAAGAGACAUCAUCACCAUCGCCAUUUGCUUUUGCACAGUUGCAACAGAAUCAGCUGAAGCAGCAGAAUCCAUUCGGCGCUCAAUCAUCUUUGAUUUAUCAACAGCAGCAACAUCAACAGCAGCAACAGCAAUUCCAACAACAGCAACAGCAACAGCAACAACAACAACAGUCAUCUGAGCAGCAGCAACAACAGAAUAAUUAUCAAAUAGAUAGUGCACCACUCAAGAGAACUAGAUUGAGUAAUAACACUGCGUCAACCACCAAAUCUGAUUAUUCCUUCUUCAACAACGUCGCCAGUCCCAUCACAGAUAUUGUAUUAAGUCUAGACAGGAUAAAGCCCAGCAACAAGCAACAACCAAUCAAACAACCACAACAACCAAUACAAUUCUCAUCAAACUCACAACAACUAAACAUUAACAACAACAGUAAUACUACCAACAACAACAACAACAGCGUCAACAACAAUAACAAUAACAAUAGCAGUAACAACGACAAAUUAUUUACAUUAGAAGAGGUCAAACAUAUUAUAAAGUUGGCACUCGAGGAGCAUGAGGCCAAGAUGCGUAGAGAGUAUGAGAGCAUCGUACAGACAAAGCUUAUGGAGCAGUUCCAGUGCUUCUCAAAGUACAACGAGGACUACAUAUCAAGACAGGUUCGCGAUAGUGAAUUCAGUUAUAUGUCCUAA
Acytostelium subglobosum LB1 is the source of this 732-nucleotide messenger RNA. RefSeq lists its product as hypothetical. The coding region runs from base 1 to 732 and encodes 243 amino acids. Gene Ontology annotation, cellular component: chromatin; nucleus. Gene Ontology annotation, molecular function: transcription coregulator activity. NCBI's taxonomy places the organism in Eukaryota, Evosea, Eumycetozoa, Acytosteliales, Acytosteliaceae. The record is from RefSeq and is a predicted model, not a curated record. The transcript has a single exon. Gene Ontology annotation, biological process: positive regulation of transcription by RNA polymerase II.